AUGAGGAAUGCUUUGUUAAAUAUAGUCUAAUAAAAUGAAUUUAAUGGAGAAAUAGUUGCUAGAAAAAAUGAAUUAUUUAACUUAUUAAACGAGAGCAACAACUAAAGCAUGCAGAGCACUCUUAAUAAAAAUAACAUCUAAUAAAACCAAGAAUUUAAAAGCUAAAAUAUUUUCAAAAAUAUUUAGUAAAUUAGAUUGAAGUCUUUAAACACCUCCAAACACAUAUCUUUAAAAAGUCCAAACACUUCAUAUUAUUAAGAUUAAAGCAAUUCAAACUUUUAAACAACAAUUAACUCUCAGCCUUUCCACAUAUCUAAGAAAGAUAACAUCAAAUAAAUGCACUACUUAAAAGACUAGUUUAAUCCCUUUUAAAGUAUUAAAAAUUUAAAAACUAAUUAAACUUCGACCAACUUUUUAAACUCUUUUUUUGCAGAGACCAAUGAAACUUAUGAUAAGUUGCACCAAACUAAUUUAACCCAAUAAAGCGAUAUUUCAAAUAAUAUUUAAACAGCAUCAUACCCUAACACACUUAAUUCUGAAUUAUUCACUAAUUAAAAUACUUCAAUAUUAGUUAGAGGCCAGAGAAAGAAUAGUGAUGCUUAAUUUGUAUAAAAAAUAGUGCAGUAAACUUAAUCAAAUUUAUUAUAAAUGAAUGCUUCUCAAACAGUAUUAAAUUCUACAUAAAAUUAAUAGUAAAAAUAUCUACCAAACUAUUAACCAAAGUCUUCAUCUUUCCACUCAACUAAGAAUUUAAUGAAAGAAUCAAUUCAGAAAUUUAUUUUAACAGAAGAAACAGCAAGAGAAUUUUCAAUUUAAUCCUUAAAUAAAGAAGAAGAAAGUAGUUUUUCGCACAAAGCGUCUGAUAUAUUUAAAAGCAGAGCUUUUUCUAAAUUAGAUUUAAAUGGAAGCAAAGAAAUUUUAUAGAAAUCAUUUGUUGAUUAAUAAAGUUAUUACUUCUAGUAACAAAAAUAAUAGAAUAUCAUUCAGCCUAAUAAAAGGAGUGAUAAGCUGCUAAUUGGUUCUUAAUCUCUUUCAAAAUUAAAUAGCAAAAAAAAGUUAAAAACAUAUAUAUAACAAAAGUAGAGUUUCCUUCAUGAAACAAGCUCAUACAUUUAAGAGAUAGAAUUUAUUAAUAUAAAACAAGCAGAAUAGUUGAAAAUAGAUAUAGAACUUUCCCCUCUUUAAAGAAAAAGAAAAAAUAAACUUAAAGAAACUUCAAAUAAUUAAAAUGAAAACAGCAAAUUAUCACAACAGACAAAUCUAUGUUAAUAACUUUAUCAAGAUUUUGACUUAUUUAUUUAAAAAUUGAACAAUUACAAGACAAGCAUGGGUGAGCUGUAUAAAAUAUUGACUGAUAUUGAAGACAGAGCAUUUAAUUGCAUCAAUAUCUCAGUAUCUCUGUAGAUCAAAUACAUCAAAUGUUUGCUUGCUUCUUUAUGCAGUGAUUUAGACAUAUCUUUAAAAAGCUGGAAAGAAUUUUUAAAAGUUUGUAAUUGCUCAUAAACUUUCCUAUAUAAAAUCAUAGGAUACAAGAACAUGGCAGAAAUUUAUAGAAAAAAGGGAGAAUAUGAUCGUCAAUUAGCAUAUCUAAAAAAAUUGUUGAAAUAUUCAUGGUUUUAUAAUAAAAAAGAUUUUGAAAACUAUGCUUAUGAGUAAAUAUCAAAAGCUUAUUUUUAUAAAAAUAACUUAGAAUUAGCUAUUUUCUUCCACAAAAGAAUGAUUGAUUAUAAUUUAGAAACAAACAACUCAAGAUUAAAGUAAUUAGGAAUUUAAUUAGUCAAAUAUGAGUAAGAGUAAAAAAUGAAAACACUCUAGGACAACUCAUUCUCUGAGGAUGAAUUUGAACUAGAAUAAUUUAAAACUGCUGGUUUAUCCUAAAAUCAGCUUCAAAGUCAGAGCAUAAAAGAAGCAAAAUUUGAUACAGACAGCCUAAAAAAAAACUAAUCACAGGAAAUUCUUUAAAGAAGCCCUAGUAUUGGCCUUAAUGAAUAGUCCAUUUUACAAAAUUAAAUGAAUGAGUCAAUUAAAAAUACAAGGCUUAAUAAGUAUAAAUUCAAUAAUAACAUUUCUUCAUUAGAGGGAAUGAAAGCUAUAGCUACCAUAAAAAAUAAAAUGUCAAUUCCUUAUGGGCCAAUAACUCCUAAAGCGCUAUAUAGAAAGCAUGGAUAAGUUAACUUAAGAGGAAAUAUUGAUAUAUCAUCUGAUAAGUUAAAGUUUAAAGUAAUGAAGAAUAAUUUAAUAAAGAAUUUUGAUAAAAUUUAUAUAAAUCAUCUGAGCAAUAGUCGUUAAAUAGAUGCUAUGGUCAAUUUAAAUAAUCGAAUUCAUGAAAAAACUAUUGAGCUUAUAUCAAAUGAUGCAAUGAGAUUGAAGAAGGUUUCUAUCAUUAUGAAAAGAGUUAUUGAACAAGUCAAAGAAAAUAUAUAAUACUUUUAUUAUUAGUGCUAAAUUAAGGUAAACUAAUUAAACAAUAGUUGA
Tetrahymena thermophila SB210 is the source of this 2475-nucleotide messenger RNA. RefSeq lists its product as hypothetical. The transcript has 4 exons. The record is from RefSeq and is a predicted model, not a curated record. Lineage: Eukaryota; Ciliophora; Oligohymenophorea; Hymenostomatida; Tetrahymenidae. Gene Ontology annotation, molecular function: protein binding.